AUGCUUCCUCAACAGGAAAACCCAGGAUCGGGCACAUCAUCUUAUAACGAAGGCUUGUCAUAUUCGGGGAUUACUUAUCAGGAGACGGAAAGCCCUCAAUGUUCCAAAGCAAUAGCAGACCGGCUUACCAAAGAACGAUACCAGAUACCACAAGUGCCUACGGCCUAUAUCAACAGACAGCAAUGGCAUGACAGAACGCGCCCUGAGCCUGAAUAUCUGGCUUGUCGUCCUCGUCGUCCUCCUAAUCAGCAUGGAGCAGUUGGAGAUGGUCGUCCUCUUCCCCAGAAGUCAGCGCCAGCUUCAGGUUCCGCCCACCGGGAGGCGGAAAGAUAUUGGACUCACGACGAGCUCAAAGAUUCACCGCAUUUGGCAGACUUAUUUCUUUCCGAUGAUGAGCUCAUGGCCACAACACUAGCUGAACUAGUAGCCUCAUCUAUUGCUGACGAAGAGCCUAUGUCCGAAACAUCUGCAUUGGAUAUAACCCCGUCUGCUUCUAACGGAGAUCCUGAUCCUGACUCCAAAGGGCCGACUCAACUCAGUCAAGGAACGGAAUCGCUGUACAUCAGAGAUCGGAAUUCCGCACUUUCCUACAAGCAUGGUUCCCUCAUCGACAUGAAUUCUGUGGCUGUUUCUUGUACAGCUGUAUCUUUUCCACCAAACACACCCAUGGCAUGGCGCGACAGGAUAGAGGAAAGGGACACAUAA
Fusarium subglutinans is the source of this 705-nucleotide messenger RNA. RefSeq lists its product as uncharacterized. The transcript has 2 exons. NCBI's taxonomy places the organism in Eukaryota, Fungi, Ascomycota, Sordariomycetes, Hypocreales, Nectriaceae. The record is from RefSeq and is a predicted model, not a curated record. The coding region runs from base 1 to 705 and encodes 234 amino acids.